GGACGGGACGCUUCUUCAAGAACAACGAGGCGCCAACUCUUUCAACCACCUCGGUAGCCUGCUAGACAACAUAAAACUGAAAGAUUGAUUCUUUAGACCAUGUUAUUGUACAUUAGCUAAUCUCAGUGUUUUAGACAAAUUUCGGUUGACGUAUCUACUGGUGAACUUUAACCUAAUGUGCUUGUUCAAUUUGCAAACUUGUUAAAGAUUGAUACUGAGGUUAGCACUAGGCUAGUCGCUAAUGCUAGCUAGCUAGCUAGCUAACAUCCCUGACCAUGAGCUCACUGAACUACUCCUCCCUUGCUAAUGAAGCGGAGGUCUGCUGUUUGGAGAAAGAAUCUUUCAGAAUGAAAAAGGAGGAAGAGGAGGCUGUUAUAGUGAAAGAAGAGAAAGAACCUUUCAGAGAGGAAGAGGAUGCUAUCUUAAUAAACGUGAGGGAUGAAGACGUUUUGAGAGUGAAAAAGGAGGAGACAGAAGAUCCGAUUGACACCAGAGAGAGACAUGACUUUCGUGGAUCCUCUGGGGAGCCUCAACAACAUCCUGAUGCUGACGAGGCAGAGAAGAGUCUCUCCAGAUCAGAACACCAGAUGGACAACGCUAGCCCUUCCUCCCUCCCGGAGUCCCUGUAUCGUACCUCUCCCGGUAGCACCUUACUACUGGGUAUGAAGAGGUUGUCUGUGCUGCUGGUGGACUGCAGGAAAACAACGGGGCUGAGUGGAACUGUGAGAGGAGGAGAAGAGAUGAAAGGAUCAGAUUUGAAUCAAAGAGAAAGACCAGACUCAGUGGAACCAGAGCGAGGGACGUCCAAACCAGCAAGAAGACAUCAGUGCUCCUACUGUGGAAAGGGUUGUAACUGGUUAGGGGACCUGAAACCGCAUGAGAGAAUACACACUGGGGAGAAGCCUUACCACUGCUCGCAGUGUGGAAAGUGUUUCAGCCGGUCAGGACACCUGAAAACUCAUGAGCUAAUACACACAGGGGAGAAGCCUUACCGCUGCUCCCAGUGUGGAAAGUGUUUCAACCAAUCAGGACACCUGAAAACUCAUGAGCUAAUACACACAGGGGAGAAGCCUUACCACUGCUCCCAGUGUGGAAAGUGUUUCAAAGGGUCAGUUUAUCUGAAAAAACAUGAAAGAAUACACACAGGAGAGAAGCCUUACCACUGCUCCUACUGUGGAAAGGGUUGUUACUGGUUAUGGGACCUGAAACAACAUGAGAGAAUACACACGGGGGAGAAGCCUUACCACUGCUCCCAGUGUGGCAAGUGUUUCAACGGGUCAGGGGGCCUGAAACAACAUGAGAGAAUACACACAGGGAAGAAGCCUUACCACUGCUCCCAGGGUGCAAAACAUUUGCCCAUUUAGGAAGCCUGAAAGAACAUGAGACACAGAGGAGAAGGCUUUACAGAAGAUUCGAUUUUGGGAAAACAUAUUACUUAUAACAAUCACUUAAACGUCAUUAGAGAAUCCACACAGGAGAGAGAAAUUACUUCUCUUAGCAUGUAUAUUGAUAUUUCACAUCUCAUUGACUCACAACUCAUCAGAGAACAUGCACAGUGCUCCCAUUGUCUUAUAGUGUUGACUGAUAAUGUGUUUACCUACAUCAUGAAAGAAAAGCAGUGCAAGUAUCGAAUUUUGUAAAGUUAGUGUGGGAGAGGUGGAAAAAUUGUUAGCGAUCAAUAAUGACAAACCUCCUGGCAUUGACAACUUAGAUGGAAAGCUACUGA
Messenger RNA from Oncorhynchus mykiss (rainbow trout), 1726 nucleotides. Lineage: Eukaryota; Metazoa; Chordata; Actinopteri; Salmoniformes; Salmonidae. The record is from RefSeq and is a predicted model, not a curated record.